Molecule: messenger RNA, 2133 nt
Organism: Peronospora matthiolae
Lineage: Eukaryota; Oomycota; Peronosporomycetes; Peronosporales; Peronosporaceae
Source: the annotation of a GenBank genome assembly
AUGGAGCUGUCUAGUGCUGCGGGCGCCUUGCGCACACUCAAGAACCGGCCAAAAGUCCCUCAAAGCGCUGUGGACACGGCGCAAGCUAUUUUGCACAUUCUACUUCCUUCAGAUCCAGUCUCCGUGUGCACUGACGAAGCAACGCGCCGUGAGGGACUGCAGCAGGAACUACAGACUCUACUUUUGUAUGGUCGCGAGCGCUGGGAACCGCUUGCUGUGUUUUUUGUCGUCGUGCGGGACAUUUUGGGUCGGUCCGUCGACAUUUGUCCGAAUCCGGAUAAACCUGUCGACGAGGUUUUUUUCGGUCAAUGUCUAAAAUUAGAGACUCCGCACGUUGUGUCCACGACUUUAUCGGAGACUUUCGUGACGCAAACAAUCAAGCACGCGGUGCAUCAAUACUUGGAGUACUAUGAGCCGCGAGUUCGCAUGGCAAUUGCCACUUUGCUCGGUGUUUUAGCCAAGUGGGACCUCGCGUGGGUCUCGCACACGUUUUUGCCGCAACUCGUGGACUCGAUCGAGGCAAAUCUCAGUCGCUCACCUGAGUUUGAAGACACUGGAUUCGACGAAAUGGAUGAUAACAUCAGUACGAAUGGCAUGACGACACCGCCGCUAUCUCCCUCGGGUCAAGAGACGACGCCACGGACGCCAUCGACGCCUUAUCGACUGGACGACGUGAGCGGCUGGAAAGCACUGGAGAGUUCGUUGUGUGCACUCAAGUACAUUAUCAAAGCAAGUGGCCAAGCGUUCCUGGAAAAAGACAAGACACAAGUCGGAGACGAGGGGCACGAGUUUGUCUAUUUGACGCCGUCGCUCGUGACUCUUGUGGCAACCAAGAGCUGUUUUCAUAUAAAUCGCCACGUGCGAGUCGUGGGGCUUGACACGGUCACAGUACUCGCGGAUAUUGCUCCUGUGGGGUUCCUAGAAGCUCAUCGUCCGACUGUGAGCGACAUCUUGAACAAGUGCAUCAAGCGCGGCCUGGAGGACAAUUGGUGCCAAGUGCGCUACGCUGCGUCAAUCGCAGCACGCAUGUUUUUGCUGAAGUUGCAGGAUCAGGGAAGGAAGGCGUAUUUGCCUAUCUUGCUCCCGAGACUGUGUCUGAAUCGCUAUUACAUUGCCGAGCGCGUGCAAAAGUACUCACAAGAGUCGUGGACAAUGAUUGUGGGUACCCAUGGGCGCGAGUUAGUCGCCACGUAUGCCAACGAGAUUGUGGACUAUUACGUGGAGAUGACGAGCCACUGUGUCCGCGAAUCGGCGUGCCAGUGCAUUGCCGAACUCGGGAUGAAAGUUGAUCCGACAGCGAUUCGCCCACACGUUGGCCGUCUUAUGCAGGCUCUCCUCAUUUGCUUCUACGAUGUUUCGAAUUUAGUGCGUGACGCAGCGUGCCUGGCUUCAGCACAGCUGGUGCUUGGUUUUCCUGAGGAGUGCCGUCCGUUCCUCGAGGAGUUAUACCGCUUGUGGAUUGACCAUCUUUCAGAUUACGUUUGGUCCGUGCGCGAAGACGCUGCUAUUGCUCUUGGUAAUGUGAUCCGUGCAUAUGGCAAAGAAGCACUUGACCGCGUGGUCGAUGUCACUCAAGAGUACUUGCCGCUGGCGGAGAAGCAGCCGGCCAUGACACAGCUAGAGUACGAUGAAUUGAUGCGGUCGGAAAAGAAGCACUUGAGCAAGCAGGCUUUCUCUUGCUGCUCACUAGAGCCUAAACUGUUCGAACGCCACGAACACCGUGAGAAGGAACCGUGGGAGUACACUGACGGUGCGAUUUACAUGGUGCGGGAGCUUUGCAGUGUGGCUCCCGACGUUGCUGUGAAAUAUCUGCCGCAAGUCGCGGACAUUGCGAUUCUUCGUCAUUUUCCUCAAACAGCUGUCCUGCAGGAAACGAUUUGGAAACAGCUGCCUGUUAUGUGCGAGACGUUGGGCAAGAAGGUGUUCAAGCGAUACCUCGAGCUAUUCUUCGACCCUCUGGUCUUUACGCUCCAGGGCACGAACCGUCUCGCAACGUUCGCUGCCCGUGAUUGUGUCGCACAAAUCAGUAAACAGAUUGGACCUAGCAUCUUUCUGGGCCGCCUGGAUGCGAACGCAGCGUGGAAAGAGGUUUUGGGUCCUGUUGUACCGGUGCAGCCGUACAUGAUGAAGUAG